Molecule: messenger RNA, 771 nt
Organism: Cottoperca gobio
Lineage: Eukaryota; Metazoa; Chordata; Actinopteri; Perciformes; Bovichtidae
Gene: dlx4b
Product: distal-less homeobox 4b
Exons: 3
Coding region: 1-771 (256 amino acids)
Biological process (GO): regulation of transcription by RNA polymerase II; embryo development; cell differentiation
Molecular function (GO): DNA-binding transcription factor activity, RNA polymerase II-specific; RNA polymerase II cis-regulatory region sequence-specific DNA binding
Source: RefSeq, a predicted model, not a curated record
AUGAUGUCUAUGGGUUUCAUGCCUGACAGUCUGAGUGCCUCAGAUCCCUCCAAAUCGGCCUUCUUAGAAUUUGGCCACGGACAUCUGGCACACCAGCAGCACUCCCCCGGACUCUCUCACAUUUACCCCGUUCACGGCUUGCAUGCUGGCCAUUCCCAGCACGAAAGUCCUUUCCCUGGCAGGGCGUCUUAUGGCCGCUCUUUGGGCUACGCCUACCCCGGAGCGGUGAACGCUCAUCCCUCGUCUGCGUACAUGUCCUACCAGAACAACAAUCAGAGCAACAGCAGCAGUCUGGCCCACGGCAGAUUAGAGCACGCAGAGCGCGAGAAGUCCAUGGUGAUUGAGAGCCGGGACAAUCGUCUAACUGGCAAGGGGAAGAAAAUCCGGAAGCCUCGGACCAUCUACUCCAGUCUGCAGCUGCAGGCUCUGCACCAGCGCUUCCAGCAGACCCAGUACCUGGCCUUACCGGAGCGCGCCGACCUGGCUGCCAAAAUGGGACUCACCCAAACUCAGGUGAAAAUAUGGUUUCAGAAUAAGCGCUCCAAGUAUAAAAAGAUAAUGAAGCAUGGCAGCGGAUCAGAGGGAGAACAUCUCCACAGCACGAGCUCCAUCUCCCCCUGCUCACCCGGGUUGCCCCAACUUUGGGAGGUCCCCAUGACGAACAAAGGAACCCAAAUGCACCCAAACAAUUACAUGAACACUUUUGGUCACUGGUAUCCAAACCACCACCAUGGUCAUCAGGACGCGAUCACGAGGCCUCAGAUGAUGUGA